This is a messenger RNA of Ricinus communis (castor bean), 1051 nucleotides long. RefSeq names its product putative germin-like protein 9-2. Gene Ontology annotation, cellular component: cell wall. Gene Ontology annotation, molecular function: manganese ion binding. NCBI's taxonomy places the organism in Eukaryota, Viridiplantae, Streptophyta, Magnoliopsida, Malpighiales, Euphorbiaceae. The transcript is spliced from 2 exons. The record is from RefSeq and is a predicted model, not a curated record. The coding region runs from base 286 to 912 and encodes 208 amino acids.
AUGCACCCUUUUUGGUUUGGGUUUCGUUGCCAUUAGGUGCUAAAGCAGUCCAUUCUUAGAAAUGCUCACUCUGUCACUACCUUCACUGGAUAGAUUUCGAAGGAACUCUUCAGAAUGCCCAGUUUCAGGAAACUUUUUCUUCUGAAGAAAAAGGAAAUCAGAAAUUGCGAAAGCAGAAAAUGCUGUGAGCUGUCUCAAUAUUGAUCUCACCGCCUAUAUAUAAAGGAAUAAUAGUAACUUGAAUGUUUAAGCCACUUCCAAACUUCAAUCAAACUGUUCCGUAAAAUGGGAAAACUUAGCAGCUAUUUUGCUAUUCCCUUGAUCCUUGCAAUAGGAAAUGCAGUUUUUGUCACCUCAAGUGAUCCAGAUAUCCUGAAAGAUUUCUUGGUACCUCCAAGCCUUGAUCCCAACACCAUAACAAGGCAAUACUUCACAUUCACAGGCUUCAGACUUCUCAGGAAUGCCAAUCUAACAGGAAAAACGACAGCACUAGUGACCAAAGCGACAAUGAAAGAAUUUCCUGCCCUGGAAGGACAAGGAGUAUCAGUUUCUGCAAUAAUAUACCCUCCUUCAGGAAUGAACCUUCCACAUAUUCAUCCUAGAGCAUCUGAGCUACUGAUAGUACUCCAAGGGAGCCUACAAGUUGGGUUUGUGGACACGACAAACAAGCUCUUUACGCAAACUAUUGAAGCUCCUGAUAUGUUCAUCUUUCCAAAAGGACUAGUACAUUUCCAGGUGAAUAUGAGAAACGAUUCUCCUGCAUAUGCUCUCGGGGUAUUUGGAAGUGCAAAUGGGGGUACUGUGUCAUUGCCUAGUACUGUCUUUGGAAGUGGAAUACCUGCAGAAACACUUGCCAAGGCUUUCAAAACCGAUGAGGAGACUAUAUCCAAGCUAAUUGGGGCAAACGAGUAGCAUCAAAGUUAUCAUAGUUUCUUUUGUUUAAUUUCAGCUUCAAUAAUCAUAUAAUUUUGGCAUAUAUAUAAAGCAUUUGAAUGCAAUUAAGGAUGUACCUUUUCAAGCCAAUAGACCAGUUCAAAAUGGAUUUAACACA